Messenger RNA from Triticum aestivum (bread wheat), 967 nucleotides. RefSeq names its product vesicle transport v-SNARE 11. Gene Ontology annotation, biological process: vesicle fusion; vesicle-mediated transport; intracellular protein transport. The coding region runs from base 117 to 728 and encodes 203 amino acids. Gene Ontology annotation, molecular function: SNAP receptor activity; SNARE binding. The transcript is spliced from 4 exons. Gene Ontology annotation, cellular component: ER to Golgi transport vesicle membrane; late endosome membrane; Golgi apparatus. The record is from RefSeq and is a predicted model, not a curated record. NCBI's taxonomy places the organism in Eukaryota, Viridiplantae, Streptophyta, Magnoliopsida, Poales, Poaceae.
UCUCCGUCCCCAUUUCCCCUUCUUGUUCCUUCGUCCCGACUCUUCUUCCUCUAGCCUGAUCAGAACGAGGAAGACUUUGAGGGGUUUUGGCCGGCCGGCGAUCAGGCUCAUCGACCAUGACCGAUGUAUUCCAGGGCUACGAGCGCCAGUACUGCGAGAUCUCGGCCUCCCUCUCCCGCAAAUGCACGGCCGCCGCCUCCCAGGAGGGAGAGAAACUGAAGCAAAAGGCCUCGGAGAUCAAAUCCGGCAUCGAUGGCGCCGAGGCACUAAUAAGGAAGAUGGAUCUUGAAGCAAGGAACCUCCAGCCGAGCGUGAGGGUCGGGCAACUGGCGAAACUGAGAGAGUACAAGUCGGAUCUUAACAAUCUGAAGGGGGCGUUGAAGAGAAUCACUGCUGGUAAUGGCCAACAAGGGGCGAGAGAGGAGUUGCUGGAGUCAGGAAUGGCAGAUACGUUGGUGGUAUCUGCUGAUCAAAGGUCAAGAUUGCUCAGGACAACGGAAAGGCAAAAUCAGACAACUGAUAGGAUCAGAGAUAGCCAUAGAACUAUGCUGGAAACAGAAGAGCUUGGAGUCUCCAUCAUGCAUGACUUGCAUCAGCAGCGCCAGUCUUUUUUGCAUGCUAAUGAUACGGCAAGUAACAUUUCUGUUAAUUCUCCCUAUUUGUCAAUUGCUUUGUUUCUGCGCAUUAUUCAUUUUUCCAUCGCAAAGUAUUUGUGGACCCCAAAAUAGUGCAUAGUUUAUGCAGGUUGCUUAAUUCAAAUCAUGUUGAAUAACUUACCAUGUGUCGCCUCUGUGCCUUGAUUGUAUUGUACUCCUGCUGUCUUAAAAUGUAAGACGUUUACAUUUUGAGACGGGGGGAGUAUAUUACAAGGAGUAUCGUUUUCGUCUAUAGUCAGUUUACAAGCAAAUAUCUGUGCGUAGAUGGCUGUAAAUAAACAGUUUACAUAUAUAUAUAUAUAUAUAUAUAU